This is a messenger RNA of Seriola dumerili (greater amberjack), 4910 nucleotides long. RefSeq names its product tyrosine-protein phosphatase non-receptor type 9-like (gene ptpn9b). Gene Ontology annotation, biological process: protein dephosphorylation. The record is from RefSeq and is a predicted model, not a curated record. The coding region runs from base 21 to 2369 and encodes 782 amino acids. Gene Ontology annotation, molecular function: protein tyrosine phosphatase activity. Lineage: Eukaryota; Metazoa; Chordata; Actinopteri; Carangiformes; Carangidae. The transcript has 13 exons.
GACGUUGCGGAGGCUUCAAGAUGGCGGAAGCCCUGACAGCUCAGGAGCAGCUGGCUGUGGAGGAGUUCCUGAGUGAGGUGCGUAGCAGGGAGCAACCUCACAGUGCUGGGCUCGUCUCCCAACCUACCGCUGUAAAGUUUCUUAUGGCCCGCAAAUUUGACGUCUCCAGAGCCAUCGACCUCUUCCAAGCAUACAAGAACACAAGAAUCAAAGAGGGCAUCAUCAAUAUCAACCCUGACGAGGAGCCCCUACGCUCUGAGCUGCUGAGUGGCAAAUUUACAGUCCUGCCGGGCCGUGAUGCAAAGGGUGCUGCUCUAGCGCUCUUCACGGCUCGUCUCCAUCGGCCAGACGUCACCACCCACAAAGCUGUGCUUCAGGCCAUCAUCUAUCAGCUGGACAAAGCCAUAGAGAGUGUACAAACUCAAAGAGACGGGCUCAUAUUUAUCUACGACAUGACCAACUCCAGCUAUGGCAAUUUUGACUAUGAGCUCUGUGUCAAGAUCCUCAAUUUGCUCAAGGGAGCAUUUCCAGCCCGUCUAAAAUGUGUCUUCAUUGUGUCAUCACCUCUUUGGUUUCGGGCGCCUUUUGCAGUCCUCCGCCUCUUUGUGCGUGAGAAGCUGAGAGAAAGGGUGUGCACGGUGAAAGCUCAUGAGUUGGCCAGUCACAUCCCAGUCUCCUCGCUUCCUGAGCACCUGGGUGGGACAUCCCAGUAUAGCCACGUUGCUUGGAUCCAGUCCUGUGUUAACAUUCACACAAACACUGUUCAGGGUGACACACAAGAACAUGACACACAUGACUGUGUGGGAAGCCUGCUACGCUCUUACAGCUUGGAGUGUAGCAACACAAGCGCAGGCGCUACACUGUCCCAUACCCAUAUAAAUACGCAGUUAGGUCCUGAGCUAGCUGUGGCCAACUCUAACUGUUACGAUGAUAGCAAUGCUAACCCACACAACCACUGCGGUGUGGUGGAGGGCAGGACUCGAGGCCCAGGCCAGUACCAGCAGAGCCCACAUUCUGCUGCAAACAGGCCGCAGGGGAACCACCAACACUGGAACGGCUCAGCUGUGAGCGAAGCCAACAUGGCUGUUAGUGGCUCCGGCCUCAAUGCUAAUAUGAAUGGUCGUGGCCGCCAAGCUCCUCCCCAGUCAGACACACCUCCCGACACACCGCUUUCCCAGAAGGGUGAUGGGGAUGCGGUGUAUGGCAAGACAACAGACUCUGCCCAUGAAUCUCAGAAUGAGGGUGUCAAAGAGGAGGACGAGGAGGAGGGUGAGGAGGAGGAAGGGGUACCUCCGUUGCCCCAGAAAUCUUUGCCUCGUCCACCCCACCAGCCUUCCUCUCAAUCCCCGCCCCUGUCUUCAUCGUGGGGUCCUGAUGAGGAGGACCGCUGCAUGGAAGUGUCUGUUCACAUGCCAGAGCAGGGAGGCAUGACAGUGCAUGAGCUGGUGGAGCAUGUGAAGAGGAAGAAGAAAAAAGGAAUCUAUCAGGAGUACGAGGAGAUCCGCAAGGAGCCACCAGCAGGCACCUUUGACUACUCCAAGAAAUUAUCCAAUCAGAUUAAGAACAGGUACAGUGAUGUUCUCUGCCUGGACCAGUCACGAGUUCGACUCUGCCAGCUGUCUGAUGAUGAGGAUGAGACAUCCGAUUACAUUAAUGCCAGUUUCAUGGAUGGGUACAAGAGGAGCAACGCUUACAUCGCAACUCAGGGUCCUUUGCCAAAAACUUUUGGUGACUUCUGGCGUAUGGUGUGGGAACAGAUGGUACUUAUCAUUGUCAUGACCACCAGGGUCGUGGAGCGUGGACGUGUCAAGUGUGGUCAGUACUGGCCUCUUGAGGAGGGCAGGACCGAACAGCACGGAUACUUCUUGGUCAGGAACACACAUGUCCAGGUGUUCCAGGACUUCAAACUCUCCCAUCUUGAACUCUACAACACACAGUCUGGAGAGAGACGGGAGGUGUGCCACUACCUCUAUGUCAGCUGGCCAGAUUUCGGGGUGCCCAAGAGUGCUUCUGCUAUGCUGGACUUCCGUGAACAUGUACUUCAAAGGAGGGAGGCUGCAGUUCAGAGCCUGGGAUCCAGCUGGACGGGGCCUCCAGGAGGCCCCCCUGUGGUUGUGCACUGCAGUGCUGGCAUUGGCCGCACAGGCACAUUCUGUACACUGGAUAUCUGCCUGUCCCGGCUGGAGGACAUUGGCACAAUAGAUGUCCGUCAGACGGUGCGGCGGAUGCGUACACAGAGGGCUUUCAGCAUCCAGACCUGGGACCAGUACUACUUCUGCUACACAGCAGUCAUUGAGUAUGCCCAGCGCCAUGGGAAACUGAGCCCAGUGCAGUGGUCUGAUUCAGACCUAGAGACAGACAGCGAGUGAGGGACACAUGGAGGCAUAACUAGACAAAUGGGAUAGCCAACCUAAACCGAAGUAAUAGGGACGAAAGACUGAGGAAUGACAUUUCAGAGUAGAGGAGAAAGAUGACUCUUCUGCCGAAGAAGAGAAAAAGGAUGGAGAUCUUGUUUUGGCUCUUGAUGUAACGACACGGACUCCCACAGUUGCUCUUCCUUUACAUGAGUAGAUAGACGGAGGAGGUGAAGAGCUCCGGAAAAAAAUACAGGGAGUGGAGACUGUACGUUGCAUCACUGAUUAAGCAAGCUGUCCUGCCAAUUUCCGAGCCCCUUUUUAUUUAGCAAACUACAGGGGAACUUGGCCUGCCCUGAACCUGUCUUGUUGACAAGAGCGUUGUAAGAGUUGUAGCAUUUUUAUAUUGACUUGCACAUGAGGAAUGACAAACUUGAACUUUACCCCUUGAAGCCCUCCAAACCCUACUCUUUUUUCCUCUUUGUAUUUCUUGUUCCUUUUCAACCCUGAACAACUCUGUGAUCGCAGAUAAAAUGUGAGGGGUAUGAAAAGGUGAAACUUGAAAACUUUUUUUUUUUUUGCUUUGUGUUCUCAUUUUGUUUGAGAGGAAAUGGUUCUGUGUGAGCAUGUGGCCAUAAGUGAUAGUUGAUCAGUGUGUGAGCCAUUUAGUCCAUUUCUGUUUUUACUUUUAUUUUCCAUGUCCUUUUUUUCUAUGGUGCAUUUUCUACAUGUGUUUCAUAUUUGUGCAUAUGUAGACUAACUUUUCAAAGCCAAAGUCCUCACCUUGAAUGCUUGGAUGUACUCCUUAGUGAAAUAUUAUAGACUGAAGCCCAUGUAUAUUCUUGUAACAUACAUUUAUACAUUAGUGUGCAUUAUAACAACCUCUGAAAGAAGAGCAAAAAAAAAGCCGUUUAAUAUAAUUGACCUAACCUUGAGAAGAAAUAUCUAUGUAGCGAGCCAGGCUAUGACAAAAUAUUGAAAAGAGUUCUGGUAUAAAAACUGAUAUCGUAAUGCAAAUCUGUGUGAUUUGUCAGGUCUAACAUCAUUUUUACUGUUGGAGAGUUCUGAAUGGUGGACGAUCUUAAGUAAUUUGGCCUUAACUUGAUUCACUGCCUCGUCGUUCUCAGACCUAAACCAUACCUGAAACUGUAAACUGUUUUAUUUACCCUUUUGUUCUUUCCUUGUUUGAAUCUUGCUCCCUUGAUACCACAACUGUUGUGUUUGAUUCUCGAGGCAUAUUCUGCCUCAGAUAAUUGUGCCUUCAAGUUUUCCUUAGCUUAAUGUCUCGCUAGUAUAGUAAUAACACCCAAAAAACUAGUGCACUUGCAUAGUACACACUGACUAUGUGCCACACAGGACACCCACAUUUUGCCUAUAGUCCUGUACAUAGUACACUACUUAUCAAUAACAUAAAAGUAGUGAGUUAUCCGGGACUAAGCUCUGGUUUGAGACAUGGCUAUUCUUUUAUCAUUUGACCUCAGGGGGUAAUUCUAGUGUUUUUUGCCUAGUGUCAAAGAUCCGUUUCUGGGUUUGCCUCUGGUAAAUUAUCAUUUAAGAAAAAACUAUAUCAACUUUAUUUUGUAUUUUUUACUGUAUUGUAUCCUACUAUAUUUAUGUCUUUGUAAAACUUCUACAAUAUUGAAAUCAGUGAAUGUUGGUACGAUGCUACAGAGAAAACAAAACCAGUUAUUGCAUUUGAUAAGCUGAACAAAUCAGAUGGGGAGUGAAAUAUAUUUUUUGUUGUUCACAAUGAAACUUUAGUGGAAAAUAUCACUUGCCAUUGUAUUUUCAGAACUGACUUGUACAAAUUGUGACUGUUCAAUUCUAGGGCAGGGAGGGUUGGGGUAGGGGAUGUGGGUGGGUGAUGUGGUAAUGCUUUUAGAGAGCUUAUUGUUAAACUCUUCAGUAACAAUGACAUUAACGUCUUACUGUCUGGUACCCAAUGCCAAGGACAACGCAAAAAAAGAGCUAUCAAGAGGAAAAAACAAGCAAAAAAGACAAGUGGCUGACAUUUCUGUUCACAAAAAAUCCAGCAUGGUGUCAAUGAGUUAAAAAAAAGAAUAUAUAUAUAUAUAGAGAGAGAGAGAGAGAAGGGUUAAGGUUUAUCAGCAUGAUAAGAGAGCCUUGAAUGUUUUUGGGGUAAUGGUGUCCAAGCAAUUUUGUCAGACGUGGAUAUUAUUGGUGAAUGUGGACCCUGCAUCCCUCAAUGCCAAAGGCCCAGGCUCACCCAAAAGAUUUUUUCCUGUCACACAUCCUCAACAUCCCACUAGCAUUGACCUACCAGUGCAGCCUUGCAUCCACGGACACAGACUCUGGAGCAACACGGGAACAUUACUGAAGAUUAUGUAUAGCUACAAGAUGGGAGAGUGUGUAUGUAAAAGAGUCUUGGUCCCCAUGCUAUUUUUAAUUUGUUUUUUGAGAAACGGAGAAUGCAAUGUGCAUUGUCAUUGGUGUUCAUUUACUGUUUAUUUUUGUGCUUUAAGUUCUCGUGAUUGAAUUAUUGCCUUUUACAUGCUGUCAGCCCGGCUGUCCCAUUAAAGCAAUGGUAUUACUAUC